GCCAGAGGGGAGACCACAUGCCGCCUGAGUCAAGGUGAGGACCCCGAGGGAGAACGGAGGGAUCCUGCACCCGGGACAGCGUUGCACCUUGGAGACCAUAGGGCAAGGGAGGUGAGGACCUUGGUGUGAGAGGACGGGUCAGAUCAUCUGAAGGAACCACGCCUUGGCAACAGAGAGAAGAGUCCCGGGUCCUCCCAGGAGUCAAGAUGAGUGAGCUCCGCCAGGCUGUGGAAGACCUUCAGGACCCAAGAGACGCCCAGGGCCUGGUGGAUGUGCAGCAGCUGGAGGCUGAGCAGGAGGGGGCCGCAUCCCCCCGGUCCUCCUCGUCCUCCUCCUCCUCCUCCUCCUCCUCCGUCUCCUCUUCCUACUCUGCCGGUGCCGAGUCCCUGCGCCAAGGGGCAGAGCUUUCAAUGAUGGCUGACCUGGUGAGCUUCCUGCUCCUCAAGUAUCGCAGGAAGCAGCCGACCACCAGGGCAGAAAUGCUGAGUAUCCUCAGAGCAUACCAGCACCACUUCCCUGUGGUCUUCAGCCAGGCCUCUGAGUGCAUGCAGCUGGUCUUUGGGGUGGAUGUGAAGGAGGUGGACCCCAAGGAGCACUUGUACAUCCUGGUCCCCACCCUGGGCCUCACCUGUGAUGGGAUGCAGGGUGAUGAGCGGAGCAUGCCCAAGAACGGCCUCCUGGUGAUACUUCUGGGUGUCAUCGUCCUGGGGGGAGAGGGGGCGCCUGAGGAGGAGGUGUGGGGAGCACUCGGUGUCAUGGGGGUGUAUCCUGGGAGGGAGCACUUCAUCUAUGGGGAGCCCAGGGAGCUCAUCACCAAAGCGUGGGUGCAGGAGGGGUACCUGGAGUACCGGCAGGUGGCCGACAGCGAUCCCGCUCGCCACGAGUUCCUGUGGGGGCCCCGGGCCCACGCGGAGACCAGCAAGUUGCAAGUCCUGGAGCAUUUGUUUAGACUCAACAGUAAGGGUCCCAUUUCCUUCCCGUCCCUGUCUGAGGAGGCCGUGAGCAAUGAGGAAGAGGGGGCCUGA
This is a messenger RNA of Camelus dromedarius (Arabian camel), 1025 nucleotides long. RefSeq names its product melanoma-associated antigen 8-like. The transcript is spliced from 3 exons. Lineage: Eukaryota; Metazoa; Chordata; Mammalia; Artiodactyla; Camelidae. The record is from RefSeq and is a predicted model, not a curated record. Gene Ontology annotation, biological process: negative regulation of transcription by RNA polymerase II. Gene Ontology annotation, cellular component: nucleus. The coding region runs from base 207 to 1025 and encodes 272 amino acids.